AUGCCUGAAGCCUACACCAGUGUCCUUCUUGCCAGUCCUCGCGGGAAUAGCCCCAGCUGGCCUCCGAUGGGAGGCUGCCUUCCUGGCCAGGCCAGGAAGGCACAAAGGCAUGAUAGGCAUAUCCUGCACUACACCACAACAAUAGCAGCGCCUCCAAGCAGACUCAAAUCCAACCACCCCUACAACAAGGCAGCGCAAGAGAUGCUCAAUUCCACCUCUGAGGACAUCUCCAGAGAUGCUUGAUUUGUAGCAGCUUGGAAGCAGGAGUGGCAGUCAGCUGGGCCUUCAUGCAUCCAUCAUUACAUUCAGGACCCAGGAGGUGGCGCCAUAGGAGGAGACAACCUUCCAUGCUGGCAAUGGUCAACACUGAACCGCUUAAGAACUGGGGUUGGUCGCUUUAAAACAUCAAUGAAGAAGUCUGGCCUGGUGGACAGUGCAGCUUAUGAGUGCGGUGACCCUGAGUGGACUGCCGAUCAUACAAUCAGCACCUAUCCCUUGUACAGACCACCUUCAGAAGCCUAG
Molecule: messenger RNA, 522 nt
Organism: Xyrichtys novacula (pearly razorfish)
Lineage: Eukaryota; Metazoa; Chordata; Actinopteri; Labriformes; Labridae
Source: the annotation of a GenBank genome assembly